This is a messenger RNA of Gossypium arboreum, 1588 nucleotides long. Its product is annotated as coniferyl alcohol acyltransferase. Gene Ontology annotation, molecular function: acyltransferase activity, transferring groups other than amino-acyl groups. The record is from RefSeq and is a predicted model, not a curated record. The coding region runs from base 112 to 1482 and encodes 456 amino acids. NCBI's taxonomy places the organism in Eukaryota, Viridiplantae, Streptophyta, Magnoliopsida, Malvales, Malvaceae. The transcript has 2 exons.
GGGUUGGGGAGGAUCAUUAUUCCUUUUUUCUUUUCUAUAUAUUCCCUGUCUAAUGCAAAACCCCAUCAUCAUCUCUUUCUCAUCACGCUGAUAUUACGGUAGUCGUCAGAAAUGGGAUCAGUAAAGGAAGAAUUCACGGUGGCAGUGAGGAAAAAUGAAGUUGUGGGAGCAGUGGCGCCUUUCCAAGACCAUUGGCUGCCACUGACCAACCUAGACCUGCUGCUGCCGCCGCUGGACUUCGGCGUUUUCUUCUGCUACAAGAAACCGACCAGCUCCCACAGCAGCCCAAUGUUAAGUGUUUUGAAGAAGUCCUUGGCUGAAGCACUUAUCUCUUACUAUGGUUUGGGUGGGGAGGUAGUCCCCAACGCCCUGGGGGAGCCGGAGCUUCUCUGUAACAACCGAGGUGUGGAUUUCGUGGAGGCUUAUGCAGAUAUUGAGCUUAGAAAUCUCAACUUUCAUAACCCGGAUGACAGCAUUGAAGGCAAAUUCGUACCUACAAAGAAACGUGGUGUGCUAGCCGUACAGGCAACUGAACUAAAAUGUGGGGGUAUAGUGGUGGCAUGCGCAUUUGAUCAUCGAGUAGCUGAUGCAUACACAGCCAACAUGUUUCUUGUGUCAUGGGCGGAGAUAGCUCAGUCGAAACCGGUUUCGAUGGUGCCAAGCUUUCGUCGAUCGCUGUUGAAUCCGAGACGACCAGGGCGUGCUGACCCGUCGCUGGACGAGAUGUAUGUGCCAAUACCCUCAUUGCCACCUCCAGAAGAAAACCAUGAACCUACUGAUCAUCUCAUAAGUCGCAUUUAUUACGUUAGUAGUGACCAAAUCAAUGAGCUUCAGUCACUUGCCUCUUCCGAUGGGGACAAAAGGUCCAAGCUCGAGUCAUUCAGUGCGUUUUUGUGGAAGCAGGUGGCAGCUUUUGCUGCCAGUAAAGAUAGAAACAGGAUAUCAAAAAUGGGGAUUGUUGUGGAUGGGAGGUCAAGGUUGGGGGAAGGAGAUGAAGACAAGGCCACUGCCAUGGCAUAUCACUUCGGAAAUGUGCUAUCCGUUCCGUAUGGAUCGCAACCUAUUGGUGAACUAAUUGAACAGCCUUUGUGUCGGGUGGCGAAACAAGUUCACGAAUUUCUAAAACCCGCGACGAAUAAGGAACAUUUCCUGGGACUGAUUGAUUGGGUCGAAGCUCACCGACCUGAGCCUGCAAUGACAAGGGUGUACAACGUGGUGAAGGAUGAUGGUCCGGCAGUGGUGGUGUCGUCAGGGCUUCGUUUCCCGGUUUCGAAGAUGGAUUUCGGAUGGGGUUGCCCAGCUUUUGGAUCGUACCAUUUCCCAUGGGGUGGACUUUGUGGAUACGUUAUGCCGAUGCCUAGUCCGGUGAGAGAUGGUGAUUGGGUGGUGUACAUGCUGCUAUUGAAAGGGCAGUUGGAGCAAAUAGAAAAAGAGGCUGCAUUGGUGUUUAGGCCCUUAACUUCUGAUUACCUUAAUCUCUAAGUUCGUUUCUCUGUUUGGGUAAAAUUUAAUCUGAUAAAAUAACGACAAAAUUCCCAUUCUAUAUUUCCUCUUUAAAAUUUUAAAGUUAAGGUAUUACUACUUAAAA